Diabrotica virgifera virgifera (western corn rootworm) is the source of this 1237-nucleotide messenger RNA. RefSeq lists its product as uncharacterized. NCBI's taxonomy places the organism in Eukaryota, Metazoa, Arthropoda, Insecta, Coleoptera, Chrysomelidae. The transcript is spliced from 6 exons. The record is from RefSeq and is a predicted model, not a curated record. Gene Ontology annotation, molecular function: oxidoreductase activity, acting on a sulfur group of donors, disulfide as acceptor. Bases 141 to 857 code for a protein of 238 amino acids.
AUAUUCCCAAGUCCGUGUCAGUUGUCAGUGUACAUACAUCUAGACAUCUAAUCGGCUACUAGUGCUUUUAUUUAUUAUUUUUUGUUGUGUACAUUCCCAAAACGUGACUGGUGAUUACCUACUAGUAAUAGUAUAUAGAAAUGAAGUGGUUUGCUACCAAGAUUACUAUUAUAAUCGUCUUUGAGAUUUUUAUUAAUUUUACUUCUGCGGAAGUAGAAGACCAAGUGAUAACAGCCGUUAUAUUUUAUGAGCCUCUUUGUCCGUAUACAGAAGGAUUUAUUAAACAAGAAGUCAAUCCAUUUUUUGAAGGACACUUAUCGAAGUUCGUUAAAUUGAAGAUAGUACCGUACGAUUCUAGACCUGCAGUCGGAAAAUUUUUAUGCAAUGGUAACCGAAGAACGUCAUGCUCCCUUGGUAUGAUUGUCCCUACGGAAAAUAAUACAAAUAUCCAUUCUAACUCACAUUGUUUAAAAAGAGCCAUACAAUUUAUUAGAUAUUUGAGAGAUCAGUUUCAACAAGUGUCUGUCGACGAUAUUGAUCAAAAAUGCGAAGUUGCUGCUUUAGGAUCUCAUUUUCCAGAUAUACAUAAAUUUCCAAAAGUUCAAUUGGGAACAUAUUACCCUAUAAACAACGAUACUCUUGAUGAACUGCAAUCUACUUUAGACAAUAUGUCGCAAGAGUAUUUUGGAUCCCAAAAAGAAUUCCAGAGUCACAUAUUUUACUCAUUUGACUACAAUCCAAAAAAAGAAUGUAUAGAGAGGUUGCAGAGAAGUAACUCUGGCUCAUAUGGGAAAUAUUCGAUAAAUAUGUUGGCUCCAUUGCUUCUGUUAGUGUUGUAUGUAAUUACUAAACUUUAAAAACUCAAUAAUAUGUAACUAAUAAAAAUUUGUCUGAUAUAUUAUUAUACAAGACUAUUAUUAUUAUACAAGAAUAAAAGUUAUUUCUACUUAACCAAAAUUGAAAGUAUUCCUGAAUUUGAGGAGAACUAAAUCUAAGAAAGUAAUGAGUUUUAGAUAUAGAAAAUGCUUUAUAAAAAUGAAAGAGUUUUCUAGAUGAAAUAUUUUGAAAAAAAAUGUGUGUAGGAUUGUACAUUUAUUAAAUAUAAGAAAUUCGUAAUUUUCUUUUGUAGUUCACCCUGUAUACGAAUAUUUGUCAAUGAUUUCUGUUAAACUUAAUUUGAAAACUAGAACGCAUUGUUAACCUUAUUAUAUAAAAUAAAAAAUUAUUUAGGUAUGUA